Molecule: messenger RNA, 1426 nt
Organism: Neurospora tetraspora
Lineage: Eukaryota; Fungi; Ascomycota; Sordariomycetes; Sordariales; Sordariaceae
Product: Metallo-dependent phosphatase-like protein
Exons: 1
Coding region: 139-1317 (392 amino acids)
Molecular function (GO): hydrolase activity
Source: RefSeq, a predicted model, not a curated record
AUAUCAACACCCAUCUCAAAAAAUAUAAAUCAUCACGCCGGAUUACGAUACGACCUCAGACUUCGCAACUACCCUGAGCUCAUCACUCCCACCAGUGGCAGCCGUUGAUACAAGCAGACACAACCGAUCGACGACAAAAUGACCACAUCAACCACCAGCCCACCCGACCCAAGCGCAUCGACAUCAACCUCGACAUCAACGUUACCAUCAACAAUCCCAACCCGCCUCCUCCUCCUAUCCGACACCCACAUCCGCUCCCGCUCAAAGAACCCACUCCCCUUCCCCGUCCCCUCCAUCCCCGGGGGCGCAGACAUAGUAAUCCACGCAGGCGACAUAACCGACUCCUCUAAGCUCUCCGAAUUCAGUCUCUGUCUGUCCUACCUGCGCCAACUUAACGCCCCUCUCAAGCUGAUAAUAGCCGGCAACCAUGACUAUACAUUGGAUCUACCCGUGUACAGCCAGCGUGUUGAAGCGCAAUCGAAAUCUGCGGGAAUGGGGCAGUUAACGUUACCGAGGAGGAAGGGAUUAGGGGAGGUGGGGGAGGCGAAGCGAUUGCUUGAAGAAGCUAGAAAGGAUGGGAUUUUUUAUCUCGAGGAGGGAACGCAUCGCUUUGAGCUGGCCAACGGAGCGAGGCUAGUGGUGUAUGCAUCACCGGCUACGCCGGCUUUUGGAAGUCAAGGGUUCCAGUACACGCAAGAGGAAGGACACGUUUUCGACGUCCCGCCUGAAGCAGAUGUGGUAAUCAGUCAUGGGCCGCCGAGGGGGGUGUUGGAUGUCAGUCGAUUGACGAGGACGUCGUGCGGGAGUGUGGAGUUGUGGGAGCGGGUGAAGGAGGUGAGGCCGAGGUUGCAUGUAUUUGGACAUAUUCAUGAGGCGUGGGGUGCGGCGGUUGUGAAGUGGCCACAAGCUCUGGCGGGAGGAUGGGAAGGUGAUGAUGGGAAGCACAAGGGGCAUAAGGCUAAGGGAGCGGAGAUGACGGUGUUGGUAGAUCGGGGGAGUGUUGAAGAGGGGUGGGAGGAUUCGAAGGAGGAGAGGAAGCAGAAGGAGGAGAGGGUCGAGAGGAUUGUUCGGGAUGGGUAUUAUCCUUUGAAGUACCCGGAAAGGGAGGGGGCUGCUGAGCAGACACUGUUUGUGAAUGCCGCAGUCCCGUAUGCUCCGGGGUUCGUGCCUUGGUUGGUGGAUGUUGAGCUUCCGAGGAGUGGUAUGGAUGUGGAUGGGAAGGGAGGAAGUACAUGUGCGGAAGAAAGGAGUGGUGAAACGAAUACGCGGUCACGAGGGUGUAUGUCUACUACACUUGAACAGUUGCAGAUCAGUUGAGCUCAGUGACAAAUAUGACCCAAAACAAUAGACUUUGAUACAUAGAGGUAGACAUUCUCUUCAAUCAUCGUUUUCUCCCUACACCUCCAGAUCAGCCGCCUAUUCCAAC